UAUUGAUAAGAGAUAAAGAUAGAAGCUUUUCGGCGAUAUGUAAAUAAGGAAGUUUAAUUUACUCCUAGAUGAAAAUAUGAGUUUCACUCCUAGAAACUGAGGCAAAUACCUACCUGAAGAAUUUUACGUUUUCCAGCGAUUUCACUCCUUUGUCUAACAGCUGCUUUCGUAAACAACAAGUAAUUCUGCCGGCUCAUUUGGAUAUCAAUCAAUUUGAUGGAGUGAACUGCCACCCAUAAUCAUAUCAAGAAUAUACUCUACACCAUGACUGAACCGAUAUCAGUGUACGACCUGACCUAUCCCAGCCCUAUCACCCUGAAAGAAAUCUCAUCCAUCGUAGUUGCUGUGGAAUUAUGGCGAGAUGAAAUCUGCGUUCAUCUCGAAAGUAAGCGUUUACACGAAUUGGAUUUUAAGAAAGAUACCAGGCUGGAAAAUAAGAUUCCCAAUUUGCCAUCGGUAAUUUACAAUUUACUCGAAGGAUAUGUCGACACAUUCAGAAAAUCAAUCACGAAAUGGCAGAAAUAUCAUUACCGUAAUGUAUUCGAUGAUAGUGGUUCGAUGAACGUUUUAAGCCGAUUCCAUGAUUUUGCAUGGGACUGGGAUGGCGCCAUUCACGAAGAGCGCACAGCCAAACGAAUGAUGUUGUGCGAUCGAUUCACUGAAGACGAGAAAUUCAAAAUCGCUUGUUUGUACUGCUUCGAAGAUGAUAUCAAACAGAUUUGGCCAUCUGUCAGCCAGACGAAGGAUUCAAAUGGAAAUAAUUUUCGAACUUGUCCUCAACAGUACUACUGGAUCUGCUAUCUUAGAAACGAAUUGCACAAAAUUCCUAAUCCAUAUAAUGAGCCUAUUGACAAUUUCAUGAUUUUUAGUUUGUGUGAGUUUAAUUGUAAAUCCAGAAACCAUUCAUCUGUUAUGUAUUUUUGGAAUCGUUUACCAUCUGGCAGCUGGUCACCAAUAGUCUACGAAUUCCUCUAUCGGCGAGUGGUAUUCGUUAGGUUUAUUUUACCAAAACUAAACAACCAUCAACUCGACAUUCUCGUCGCCAAAUACGGCGCUUAUUUGGUGGAGUUUCUGUUGAAAUUUGCAUCAACCAUAGUCCAUGUACUUCCAACUUGGACGUACAUUCGAAGCAGGAUCGAUAUAAGCAAUUUUUCGCGUCUUAUUGAUCAACUGCUAUGCGCAGAAGCUAUUGGCGGCAAUCAUCUACAUUCUAGAAGUGUUGUGUAUUUGUUCGACGAGAUAUGGAAGAGUGCUCCGCAUCAUUUCAAACGAUCGGUUUUGGAUGAUGCGCUACACGAUGAUCGAUUCUUUCGCUUGAGACAUAUGAGACUAGGGGCCAGUAGAGGAAUGAAAUUUUUCAUCACAGUAUUGCGAGAUGCUACUUUUGAAGAGAGAGACGAAUUUUGGCAUUUAAAUUGGCACGAUUUGAUCUUUUGCGCGCCUGUCGAAGAUUUUGUUGUCAUGAUGGAAUUGUCUUUUCAAAAUGAAAAUGAAAUUACUUCGUUUAAAGAAACCCUUAUGACUAUAUAUGAAAAUAUCGUGGGAGGGUGCGCCUCGUUGCUGAAACACGGUUUGUUCGAAGAAUUGAAUGACUUUUUGUCUGUUUGCUACCUCGAUGAGCAAAAAAGAACCGAGUUGAAACGGCGAUUGUUGAGGUCGAAUUAUGUCGGAGAAAAUUCUGUAUUCACGCGUACCGUAGUUAGAAAAAGAAAAUUGCUGAAUGAGUUCAUCGACGAUGCUUUUCAAGAUACUGCUGAUCUCGGCGUUGAAUUUAGAAACCAAUUAACAUCAUCUCCUGUAACCCAAAACUGUUUACUCGAAUGUAUUCGCUGUGGCGGCUUCGUUAUGGUGAUGGAAUUCGUCGACGUUUUUUAUCCAGAUGAACAAAUUGUAAUGACUCUGAAAAAACGUUUUUUUGAGCAUUUCAAAGAGCAUCUCAUUGCUGGUAAUAUUCUGAACCUGGAUAGUAAUAAUCUACAUGCAUUUCUUAUUUGGUUGUUGGGUAACGAAGACGAAGUCAUCAGAUUCAAGCAAUCAAUACCUAUUGAGCGAGUUUUUCGUACUAUGAUGCAAAUUGAGUGGAGAAGUGAAGCAGAAUAUGUUGAUGAUGAUUUUAAGCCGCAAUUUCCUGAGAACGUGGAUCAAUUUUUAAUAUGGUAUUUUAACAAGGAUGAAGAAGAAAUUGAGAUGUUUACAAAGCUAUUUCUAAAUAAUGAAUUCAAGUCUUUCCUUCCUAGAAAACGUAGAAAAAUUGUGUAGAUACCAUAGCUGGGUCUAAUUCUUGAAAUCAAAAAUUAGGUAUCUCUUGUUAUCUAUACUAAUUAAGCUUGUCAAAUUGAUAUCGUUUACUUGUUUGGUGUUUUCAUUCUUACUGCAUUUGCAUUUGCGAUUCUUAUAAUCGUAAUUAUUGUACAUAUGUAGUUAGGUACUGAUUUUCAAGUAGUAGGUAAGUAUGUAAUAAUACAUUGUAUCAUUUGUAUCAAAUGCUCGUAAUAAACGUAGGUAUGCAAUAAA
Messenger RNA from Planococcus citri (citrus mealybug), 2514 nucleotides. RefSeq lists its product as uncharacterized. The record is from RefSeq and is a predicted model, not a curated record. The transcript is spliced from 2 exons. Lineage: Eukaryota; Metazoa; Arthropoda; Insecta; Hemiptera; Pseudococcidae. The coding region runs from base 265 to 2259 and encodes 664 amino acids.